AUGACUUCUACCAACGACUCCAUUCUCCCAGGCGGGAACAACCGGAAAUGCAGCGAUGAACGUUGGUCUUGGGGAAUGACAUUUGGGUGCCAUCUUCAAAAGAAUUUUCUCAAAUACAUUGCUGGCCUCUUGAUUUUGGGUCUCGUCGGCGAAUCCGUCUACAUCUACCGCGUCGAUAUGGGAUUGGCCCACAUACCCAACGAUCUGUAUGACAUGCGGUUUGGACAUGACAUUGGCCACAAUAGCCCAGAAAUAUGGGAUGCGGACCGCCAGUCCUUUCUCCGACAUGCUCGUCCCGUGCCAGUUCACUCGCACAAUGACUACAAGCGCCGAAUUCCUCUUUUUGAAGCACUUGGCUCUGGAUGUAUCAGUGUUGAAGCCGAUGUUCAUUUACGCGGGUCUAAUCUUCUUGUUGGACAUUCAAAAGCAGGCCUCAGUGACGAUAGAACCCUUCAGUCGCUAUACCUCGAACCCCUACAACGCAUCUUGGAGGCACAGAACGCUCAACUGACUGGCAGGGCUUGGCGCGGCGUCUUUAACCGCGCCCCGGAGCAUACAUUGAUCCUCGUCAUUGACCUCAAGACUUCAGGGAAAGAGACAUUUGAUGAGGUAGAUGCUCAAUUGCAGCCAUUGAGAGAUCUCGACUACCUCACAUACUGGAAUGGUAAAGGGAGGGUCAUGCGACCCCUGACAGUUGUGGCGACCGGAAAUACACCUUUCAGCUCUGUCCUUGCCAUGAAUGCAACCCACAGAGACAUCUUUUGGGACGCCAAGCUUGAGCAACUCGUGUCUGUUGAGGAUGAUUUUACGACAGCUCCGCCCAAGUACAAAUACAACAUCUCGAAUUCAUAUUUGGCAUCGACGAGAUUCCGAAACGCCAAACUAUUCAGACCUGCAAAUGAUUCUGCCCUGCACGGGGAGACGGAGCGACAGAAAGACAGGGCAUCAACACAGAUUGAACAAGCAGAAUCCCGCGGUCUACUGGCCCGAUACUGGGAUACGCCUUCUGACCCUCCAAAUGUUCGAGAGAUUGCGUGGAGAGUCUUGGUUGAUAGAAAGAUUGGACUCUUGAAUAUGGACGACUUGGGCACUGUAAGAGCAAGGGCAAAGGGCUGGGGCGAGUUGCAGAAAGAGUUGCGUUGA
This is a messenger RNA of Fusarium vanettenii 77-13-4, 1143 nucleotides long. RefSeq lists its product as uncharacterized. Bases 1 to 1143 code for a protein of 380 amino acids. Gene Ontology annotation, biological process: lipid metabolic process. The record is from RefSeq and is a predicted model, not a curated record. Lineage: Eukaryota; Fungi; Ascomycota; Sordariomycetes; Hypocreales; Nectriaceae. Gene Ontology annotation, molecular function: phosphoric diester hydrolase activity. The transcript is spliced from 2 exons.